Dioscorea cayenensis subsp. rotundata (Guinea yam) is the source of this 678-nucleotide messenger RNA. RefSeq names its product NAC domain-containing protein 90-like. NCBI's taxonomy places the organism in Eukaryota, Viridiplantae, Streptophyta, Magnoliopsida, Dioscoreales, Dioscoreaceae. The coding region runs from base 1 to 678 and encodes 225 amino acids. The record is from RefSeq and is a predicted model, not a curated record. Gene Ontology annotation, molecular function: DNA binding. Gene Ontology annotation, biological process: regulation of DNA-templated transcription. The transcript is spliced from 3 exons.
AUGGAGAGAUCAGUAGGCUUUCGUUUCUCUCCAACAGAAGAAGAGCUUGUGAGCUUCUAUCUUAAAAACAUGUUGGACAACAAAAGACAAGACAUUCAAAGUGUCAUUCCCAUCCUUGAUGUUUAUAGUUUUGAUCCUUGGCAGCUCCCUAAGAUGGCAGGAGAACCAUGCAAUAAAGAUGGUGAGCAAUGGUUUUUCUUCUCCCCAAUGCAAGAGAGUGAAGCUCAUGGUGGAAGAAGAACUCGAAUGACGCAAGCGGGCUUUUGGAAGGCUACCGGCUCUCCUAGUUUUGUUUAUUCAACUGAUCGGGCUAUCGCCGUGAAGAAGACAAUGGUUUUCUACACUGGAAGAACUCCUUUUGGCAAAACUAAAUGGAAAAUGAAUGAAUACAAAGCUCUCGAGGGAACUACUUCGAAGUUGAGAAAUGAAUUUAGCCUUUGUCGAGUUUACAUUAAAUCGGGAUGUUUGCGAGCUUUUGAUCGUCGCCCUGUCGGACUAGGCAUUGAGAAUCAGAGAAUGGGAAUAGAAUCAUCAUCAACUUCUUCGUCUUCUCCUUCUUCAAUUAUUGCACCAUUGGCAGUUGAAGGAACAAGCUCUCACAAGAGUUCUUCAUCUGCUGAACUUGUUAUUACUGAUGACAUGCAAAUGCUUGGUGAUAUUGAUUUGAACUGGUUUUGA